AUGGGUACAAGAUCAGCACCUUCGAUUGAUGAUAUUUGGGGUGAUCUUGAAAAUGGACUUAAUGAUAUUUACUCUCGUCAGACGAUGACGCCCGUACGAUAUAUGGAAUUAUACAGUCGCGUAUAUACAUACUGUACAAGUGUAACGUACGCUGGUGAUCAGAACCGUGUCGGAGGAUCACGCAGUCGUGCCAACAGAACAACACGCACGAACAGCUCUGCACCUGUCGGUGCCGAGUUCGUUGGACUUGACCUCUACAACCAUGUCAAAAAUUUCUUCCAAAAUUUCGUCGAGAAUAUCCGUCGGCAAGGAUGUGAUUUGAAUGGAGAGGAUUUAUUGAAGUUUUACACGAGUGAAUGGGAUGCGUAUAGAUUCAGUUCCAAGGUGGCUGGUGGCAUAUUCAGUUACUUGAAUCGUCACUGGAUCAAGAGAGAACUGGACGAGGGAAAUGAUAAUAUCUAUGAGAUUUAUGCGUUGGCGUUGGUAACGUGGAAGGAACAUUUAUUUGUACACUUGCGCCAUAGUGUCACGAGUGCGGUUUUGAAGUUAAUUGAGCGUGAACGGAACGGCGAGAAGAUUAAUACUAUGCUGAUUAGUGGCGUUAUACAGUGCUAUGUGGAAUUAGGCAUAAACGAAUCAGAUGCGAGUAUCACUGCCGGCACUUCAACAGCAUCCUCCUCAGCAGCACACUCAGAUCGUUCGCCGAAAUUACGUGUCUAUAGGGAAUACUUCGAGAAGCGCUUUCUCGAAGAUACUGAAGCGUAUUUUGCGCAUGAAGCCGCCGAAUUCAUACAAGCGAAUCCAGUUACUGAAUAUAUGAAAAAAGUUGAAACACGUCUGAAGGAAGAGAAACAACGUUGUGAUCUUUACUUGAAUCCAUCCACUCAAGAGGUACUCGCGAAAACACUCGAAAAGGUUCUGAUCAGCAAACAACUCGAAUUAUUCCAGAAUGAAUUCGGAAAUCUCCUCGAAGCGAAUAAGGAUGACGACCUGGAACGCAUGUAUACAUUGUGUGAUCGUGUCGAGAAUGGACUGGAUGAGCUGAAGUGUGCUCUUGAGAAGCAUAUCGCUAAACAGGGAGAGGCAGCCCUGGACAAAAUCGCUGAUAUCGCUAUCAAUGAUCCAAAGCAGUACGUUUCAACAAUACUGGAGGUGCACAACCGAUAUCGUCAGUUGGUGAAAGGCGCAUUCAAGAACGAGCCUGGCUUUGUGCAGUCCCUCGAUAAAGCGUGUACGCUGUUCAUCAAUCGCAACAACGUCACUAAAAAGGCGAAUGUUAGUUUUUUGGUUUCGUUUUGCUGCCUUCUGUUGCUUUCUGAGAUGGUUGUAUUCAAAUAUAUCGAAGAUAAGGAUGUCUUUCAAAAGUUUUAUACGAAGAUGCUGGCCAAACGGCUGGUGAGUGAAUUGAGUGCGAGUGAUGAAGCUGAAAGUAAUAUGAUCUCAAAGCUGAAGCAGAUGUGUGGUUUUGAAUAUACGAGUAAAUUACAACGAAUGUUCACUGAUACUAGUCUUAGUAAGGAUAUCUCUGAGAGAUACAAACAAUACCUAGCGGCCGAAAAUAUCGAUUUAGGACUCGAUUUCUCGAUAAUGGUACUCGGCUCAGGAGCGUGGCCGUUCUCGCAGUCGAUCGUCUUCGACAUCCCUCGUCAACUCGUUAAUUGUAUCGAACAAUUUAUGAAAUUCUACUACGCUAGACAUACGGGUCGUAAACUAACGUGGCUUCUAUCGAAUUGUCGUGGUGAACUCUCAACAAACGCUUUCCAAAGGAGAUACACCUUCACGACAACAACAGCCCAGAUGGCAUUGCUGAUGUUGUAUAACGACUCGUUGGAGAUGACCAUCGCGCAGUUACUCGAAAAUACCAAACUGAAACGUGAAAUGCUCAUACAGAUCGUGCAUGCACUUGUUAAGGUUGAAUUGUUAACAGUAUCAGGUGACAACGUCGAAAUUGAUUUGAACACGCCACCAACGACUAAUCUCAAAUUGAAUCUUUCUUUCGCGAACAAAAAACUAAAAGUCGAUCUAUCGAAAACGAUGAUGCGUACUGAGGUACGUCAGGAGACGGUCGAAAUACAGAAAUCUGUUGAUGACGACAGACGUAUGGUGAUACAGGCUGCAAUCGUGCGUAUUAUGAAGAUGAGGAAACGUCUCAAGCACACACAACUCAUCACUGAGGUACUGGCUCAACUCUCAUCGCGAUUCAAGCCGAAAGUGCCAAUGAUAAAGAAAUGUGUGGAUAUUUUAAUUGAGAAGGAGUAUCUGCAAAGGGCUGAAGGUGAGAAGGACCCAUAUCACUGCGAUCAUCACGUUGGGUUUGGAAUGUUUUUGAAUGUUGUGGUUGUGGGGUUGUGUUUGAAUGGAAUCGAAUCGGUGCUUGGCUUAUUCCCGGGUGCCGAACCAGACGAAGGAGAUUACCGACAUCUUUAUCCGAUUCUGUCACUGAAUAUACAGCUAGAGGAUCAUGCACACGCAUUAUCGUAUUUCUUUGGGUUAAUCGAAAAUCUCGAUUAUCCAAAAGAUCGCUUGUCAGUGAAUUUGUUCGUUGAGAAGUCGAUGGAUGCAACUGUUGAUAAAACGAAAUGGUGGUUCAAGAGUGUCACGAAGUUGUAUCGAACAGUUCAAAUAUUCGAAGAUCCAGAGAAUUGGCGUGAAGAUGCUUUGACGCGAUCCAGAUUACUUCGCGCAAAAUAUGCAUUCUUCUUACGAGGAGAUCAUUUUAUCGUGAACAAUCGAAUUCUGCAAAAUUUAAUCGCAGCGAAACACGUCGUUAUUUCACCACUUUUACACGCACCAUUUGAUGGAACCUCGAACGUUUUCAUAUCCGAAACGUUCGAUUCGCGUGAAGAGAUCGGCAUUGAUCAGAUAGAGCAAGCCGUUGAACCAAUGUUGAUUGACCUGUCGCAUAGUGAUGCGUCGUACUUGACGUUUUCGAGCGGAAACAUUCCGUUCUAUGCAUCAACACAGAACACAGAAUCGAUAUCGAAUGAUAGUCCGUUGUCCAUUUUUGCGUUCUCUGCAAGUCGAAUGAAUAUUUCGUUGUAUGUGACUAAUGAACACUUUUAUGGGUACUUCUUCGACUCAUCAAUUUAUUCACUCAAUUUCCGAAGACAGCUGAUUCGUUAUUUCAUUGCGAAUAUGAUAUCCGACUACGGAGUGAUGCCUUUGAUUCACUCGUCCCAUCUCAAACCGACCUAUCCGAAGGCAUCGUUAUUCGGUGUUGAUCACAUCUACUUGAUCAAUCUGCAAAGACGACAAGAAAGACGACAAAAAAUGACUGAAAUAUUGAAGCUGAUGGGAAUUGACUACGAGUUGUGGAGGGCAACUGACGGUCAAAUGUUAUCUACCGAGCAGUACGCGUCUGAUGUGCUAGUUCUGCCUGGUUAUGAGGAUCCCUACCAUAAACGUCCAAUGAAGGCUGGCGAGAUCGGUUGUUUCUUGAGUCAUUAUCGGAUAUGGCGCGAUAUGAUCGACAGAUCGUACGAACGUGUCAUCGUGUUCGAGGAUGACAUUCGUUUCAUACUCAAUUCGACGACUUUACUCUCCGAGUUGAUCGAUGAUCUCGAUCGAACUCAGAUACCGUGGGAUCUGGUGUAUUUGGGUCGUAAGCGUCUCGAGAACGCUCAGGAAAAGUGGGUUAGCGGUCAUCGUCACCUAAGCACUGUUGGCUAUUCGUACUGGACACUGGGUUAUUUGCUGUCAAGAAGUGGUGCUGAGAAGUUGCUAGCAGGUGAUGCACUGAAGAAGAUGGUACCGGUUGACGAGUACAUUCCGAUAAUGUUCGAUCAACAUCCGAACGCGACCUGGAAAGAGGCAUUUCCGAAGAGAGAUCUAAUUGCUUACACAAUAUAUCCAACGAUCGUCGUCCCUGAACGGUACACAAAUGAGAUGGGAUAUAUCAGCGAUACUGAGGAUUCCUUCUGUUGGAUGGGGUGUGUUUGUGGAAAAGCGGAUUUGGAAAUUGACGAGAGGCAAUUCAGGAUUGAUAGAUUACUCGCGAAAGGAGGGUUCAGUGAAGUGUUCCUCGUAACAGAGGUAACUUCGUCAGCUAAUAAUAAUCAGAAAUGGGCACUGAAACGAAUCGAAUGUCAUUCGAAAGAAGACGCAAAACGUGUUCUCCUCGAAGUCGAUAUUCAUCGCCGUUUCGGCUCACAUCCGAACAUACUCGCCAUCGAGUGCUUAUGUGAUGAACAGCUGAAUGACAGUGUUCGACGAUUCUCGCUUAUAUUCACUUUCUUCAAGAAAGGAACACUCCAAGAUGAACUUUGUUUGAGGCGUACUCACACUGAUUACAUUGACCAAGAGCGUGUUCUGCGAUUAUUCAGUCAAAUCUCAAAUGCUUUAUCAUUCCUUCAUUCCGCUUCGCCUCCCAUUGCACAUAGAGACUUGAAACCGGGCAAUGUUCUGAUCAGCGGUGACGAACGUCCAGUUCUAAUGGAUUUCGGUUCAUGUUGUGAAUGCCCGAUUUUCAUCGAAAACAGCAAACAGUCACAGUUUCAACUGGAUGAAUCCGCUGAACUUUGUUCAAUGCCUUAUCGCGCACCCGAGCUGUUCGUUUGUGCGGUUGGGUCUGUGAUUGAUCANAGUUGUUUAGAUUCUCUUUGUGUUCAUUUUCAGUCACUGGGUUGUGUUUUGUAUGCGAUUUGCUUCUUCCGAUCACCGUUCGAUGAUAUUCAUGAGAGAGGUGACAGUAUCGCGUUGGCUGUACAGUCGGGAAAAAUCAACUUCGAUAAAAACCAUCCGUUCUCUUCGAAAGUUCUUGAUUUGAUUUUGACGUUGCUUAAAGUUGAACCGAAAGAUCGACCAACCAUUCAGACUGUUUGCAGUGAACUUAUAUACCGAUGCGAACAAGCAUAA
Anisakis simplex (herring worm) is the source of this 4854-nucleotide messenger RNA. The record is from the annotation of a GenBank genome assembly. NCBI's taxonomy places the organism in Eukaryota, Metazoa, Nematoda, Chromadorea, Rhabditida, Anisakidae.